AUGCCUGCCUUCAACAGAUUGCUUCCCCUAGCUUCUCUCAUGCUCAUCUGCUGGGUCAGAGUCUGCUUCCCUGUGUGUGUGGAAGUGCCCUCGGAGACGGAAGCCGUGCAGGGCAAUCCCAUGAAGCUGCGCUGCAUCUCCUGCAUGAAGAGGGAGGAGGUGGAGGCCACCACUGUGGUGGAAUGGUUCUACAGGCCUGAGGGCGGUAAAGAUUUCCUUAUAUACGAGUAUCGAAAUGGACACCAGGAGGUGGAGAGCCCGUUCCAAGGUCGUCUGCAGUGGAAUGGGAGCAAAGACCUGCAGGACGUGUCCAUCACUGUGCUCAAUGUCACUCUGAAUGACUCUGGCCUCUACACAUGCAACGUGUCCAGGGAGUUUGAGUUUGAGGCACACAGGCCCUUUGUGAAGACCACAAGACUAAUACCCUUGAGAGUCACUGAAGAGGGUAAGACUAAGGCCUGGAGUCUCUUCAAGGGGUCUGACUACCUUGCUAUCCCUUCAGAGAACAAGGAGAACUCUGUGGUACCUGUGGAGGAAUAG
Molecule: messenger RNA, 540 nt
Organism: Cricetulus griseus (Chinese hamster)
Lineage: Eukaryota; Metazoa; Chordata; Mammalia; Rodentia; Cricetidae
Source: RefSeq, a predicted model, not a curated record